Dendrobium catenatum is the source of this 2864-nucleotide messenger RNA. Its product is annotated as probable potassium transporter 11. Gene Ontology annotation, biological process: potassium ion transmembrane transport. The record is from RefSeq and is a predicted model, not a curated record. The transcript is spliced from 9 exons. Lineage: Eukaryota; Viridiplantae; Streptophyta; Magnoliopsida; Asparagales; Orchidaceae. Gene Ontology annotation, cellular component: membrane. Gene Ontology annotation, molecular function: potassium ion transmembrane transporter activity. Bases 455 to 2794 code for a protein of 779 amino acids.
GCUCUCAGCGGCCCCCAUUCUUCUUUCUUCUCUCUCUAAAAAUCCAUCCAAUGGAAGGACAAAUCUCGCGGUCACUCUCCAUUCGAACUUCCACAGGCUAUAUGCUCCUCAUCUGCAACGCAAGCAGAUGCCUUUCAUCUAUUCUCUAUUCUUCUCGGGACCACCCUUUCCUUUCAAACUGUCAGCUUCCAUUCCAGGUUUUCGAUCAUCCGAGGCCAAAACCCCCGGAGAUAAGCCUGCCUCACAUUUUGUUUGAUCGAUGUGGUUAGGAAAUUUGUAUUUUUUUUGGCUUCUGAGUUGGUAAUUGAGAGAUGGGAUUUGGCAUCUUGGUUAGAAGUUCAUCUUUGGUGUUUAAGGUUUGAUUGGAAUUGAUAUAUUUUGGAUUGUUGAUUUAUUGCGAGUUUUGGAUUGGGGAUUGUGGAGUUAGGAUUGAGAGUGGAAUUUGUGGGUUUUGAUGGCGUCGAUUUCGCUGGAGGAAGAUGGUGGGAGAGGAAGCAUGUGGGAUUUGGAUCAGAAGCUUGAUCAGCCCAUGGAUGAAGAAGCUGGAAGGCUUAGGAAUAUGUACAGAGAGAAGCAGAAAUUCUCGUCAUUGUUGCUUCUAAGACUAUCAUUCCAGAGCCUUGGAGUAGUAUUUGGAGAUUUGGGCACAUCGCCAUUAUAUGUUUUUUAUAACACAUUUCCUCAUGGAAUAAGCGAUCCCGAAGAUGUUAUUGGAGCCCUUUCUCUGAUUAUAUACUCUCUAACUCUAGUCCCGCUUCUCAAAUAUGUCUUUGUGGUGUUGAGAGCAAACGACAAUGGCCAAGGGGGUACUUUUGCUCUAUACUCAUUACUUUGUAGGCAUGCCAAGAUAAACACCAUCCCCAACCAGCGUAAAACUGAUGAAGAAAUAACAACUUAUAGUCGCCAAACAUAUGAGGAAAAUUCACUUGCAUCAAAAGUUAAGUCAUGGUUAGAGGCUCAUACAUACAAGAGAAAUGUUAUUCUUAUUCUUGUUCUUAUUGGAACUUGUAUGGCUAUUGGUGAUGGUAUACUUACUCCUGCCAUUUCAGUGCUCUCAGCAUCUGGUGGAAUCAAGGUUAACCACCCUGAGAUUAACAAAGAUGUGGUUAUAGUGGUGGCGGUGAUCAUAUUAGUUGGAUUGUUCAGCGUGCAACAUUAUGGUACAGACAAAGUUGGCUGGUUAUUUGCUCCCAUUGUCCUACUUUGGUUUCUUUUAAUAGGAGUCAUAGGAGCAGUCAACAUCUGGAAAUAUGACAGUUCGAUUCUCAAAGCUUUCAAUCCAGUUUAUAUAGUUAGAUACUUCAAAGGUGGUCAUAGGAAUUGGACUUCCCUUGGAGGAAUCAUGCUAAGCAUUACAGGAACUGAAACCUUAUUUGCUGACCUAUGUCAUUUCCCUGUUCUUUCGGUUCAGAUUGCUUUCACUCUUGUUGUGUUUCCAUGCCUUCUUUUGGCAUAUUCUGGGCAAGCAGCUUACAUUAUGCAGCACCAAGAUCAUGUUUGUAAUGCAUUUUAUCGAUCAAUUCCAGAUAGCAUAUACUGGCCAAUGUUUAUUGUUGCAACUGCAGCAGCUAUUAUUGCUAGUCAAGCCACAAUAUCUGCUACGUUUUCUAUAAUCAAGCAGGCACUUGCUCUUGGUUGUUUCCCAAGGGUCAAGGUUGUUCACACAUCAAAGAAGUUUCUUGGACAGAUAUACAUUCCUGACAUUAAUUGGAUUCUUUUGGUUCUCUGCAUAGCUGUUACCGCUGGAUUCGAAAAUCAAAGCCAGAUUGGCAAUGCAUACGGAACCGCUGUUGUACUUGUCAUGCUAGUUACAACCUUGUUGAUGAUCCCUGUCAUGCUCUUGGUAUGGCGAAGCCAUUGGAUCCUCAUUUUCCUCUUCACUGCUCUCUCCCUUCUAGUCGAGCUGACAUACUUCUCUGCAGUCCUAUUCAAGGUCAAUCAGGGUGGAUGGGUCCCUCUUGUCGUAGCCGCCGCCUUUCUCCUCAUCAUGUUUGUUUGGCAUUAUGGCACAGUGAAGCGCUACGAGUUCGAGAUGCAUUCAAAAGUUUCGUUGGCUUGGAUCGUCGGUCUAGGCCCGAGUCUUGGCCUUGUUCGUGUCCCUGGCAUUGGUUUUGUAUACACUGAGCUAGCAAGUGGAGUUCCCCAUAUCUUCUCACACCUAAUAACCAAUCUUCCCGCAAUCCAUUCAGUCGUCAUCUUUGUUUGUGUGAAGUACCUCCCAGUCUAUACUGUUCCAAUGGAAGAGCGUUUCAUUGUUAAGCGAAUCGGUCCGAAAAAUUUUCAUAUGUUUCGGUGCGUCGCAAGGUACGGAUACAAUGACCUUCACAGAAGGGAUGAUGACUUUGAAAAAAUGCUAUUUGAUACCAUCUCUACUUACGUUCACCUCGAGACGAUGAUGGAAGGCUACACUGAUUCAGAAGACUUUACUUUUGAUCCACAAAGGAAUGUCAAGUCUGUUGAUCUUGUUGCCGACAAUGAUGUUGCAGACUCCAUUGUGGAGAUGGCAAGCAAUCCAUCACUAGACUGUAUAACAUCUGCUCCAUCGCCGCACCCGGGUGCGAUUUCGAUUAGAUCCAGUGAUGAAACUGAUUUCUUGAACAGGUGCAAGGAUGCUGGGGUGGUGCACAUAUUGGGCAACACAAUGGUGAUGGCUCGAAGGGACUCGGAUCUUGUUAAGAAGAUUGUUGUGGACUAUAUUUAUGCAUUUCUUUGGAGGAUUUGUAGGGAGAACAGUGUGAUGUUGAAUCUUCCCCAUGAGAGUUUGUUAAACGUUGGGCAGAUAUUCUAUGUAUAAUUCAUGCAGUAUAAGGUUUCAAUGAAAUUUUGAGUUUCUGUAUUUUCACUUUUAUGCGUAUGCUUAUUUA